CGUGCCUGGAACAGAGAGAGAAACGUAUGCUAUAUAAACACAAGUGAUGAGAGGAAAAUUAUCAUUCACAUCAGAGACAGAUUUGAGUAUACUUCACACAUCGUACGAGAUGAGUUCUCCAUCGUUCAUCUUACCAGAUAGCCCACCCCCGCAGCGUGUGCUCAACUAUUGGCAGCGCAAAGCUGCCGAGUCGUGUGCCGGCUUAUCUGCUGCUGCUGCUGCCGCUGCCGCCUCCGCUGCCUCCCCCGCCUCCUCCUCCGCCUCACCCCUGAAGAGACAGGGAAUCUUCGUACAACGAGAGAGGGGUGAGGAGAUCAUCAUCGGGGACAGUCCUCUCCCUCAAUCAUUACCGACUACCUGGGCACUGCGCCGUGCGGUGCUGACAACCCUAUCAAACAGCAUCAGGGAGAGGCAGGCGAAGAGGAAAUUAACGUUCGAGGAGCCUGAAGUUAGCGGGGAAGAGGAGGAGGAGGUGCUCACUCAAUCAAAGAAACGUGUUCCGGAAGAGAACUCAUCCAUGCUACCGCUGAUGGAGGAGGUGCGUCGAAGGGAGGAGGAGGAAGCGGAGAAUGAGAUGGACGUGGAGACGGAGGAGUUGCUCGCCAUUAUAAAUCAUACUGAGAAACCGUGGACGUCUCUCCGGCAGUUGGUGGAGGACACGCCGUACCCCAUCGUGGGGGUAUGGCAGAUUACCAACCAACAUGGUCGCCGGGUAAUUUUAAAAGUGCAUUUAACAUCUGUACGACUGACGGACAUAUACAUGCCGGAGAGCACCUCAUUUGUGUCUCCCUGCUUCGCCUGUGGCCGCUCCCCGUAG
Messenger RNA from Nilaparvata lugens (brown planthopper), 817 nucleotides. RefSeq lists its product as uncharacterized. Bases 47 to 817 code for a protein of 256 amino acids. Lineage: Eukaryota; Metazoa; Arthropoda; Insecta; Hemiptera; Delphacidae. The transcript is spliced from 3 exons. The record is from RefSeq and is a predicted model, not a curated record.